Uloborus diversus is the source of this 3532-nucleotide messenger RNA. Its product is annotated as thioredoxin-related transmembrane protein 2 homolog. NCBI's taxonomy places the organism in Eukaryota, Metazoa, Arthropoda, Arachnida, Araneae, Uloboridae. Bases 142 to 996 code for a protein of 284 amino acids. Gene Ontology annotation, molecular function: oxidoreductase activity, acting on a sulfur group of donors, disulfide as acceptor. The transcript has 8 exons. The record is from RefSeq and is a predicted model, not a curated record. Gene Ontology annotation, cellular component: cytoplasm.
UACUGUACUGUUCUCUGCUCUGAUUGCUAAAAUUUUAUAAAAUUUAGCAAAUAUCAUGUUCUUGCGGCCCUAAUUCUUAUUUCAAUACUAAAUUAAGUUAAAAUUAUACAAAUUUCAAUUAUUUAUAUUUUGAUUAACAAGAUGAGUAUCCUGACCGUGAAAGAGCUGAAGAGACUGUUUCAUCCUCAUUUUUUAACUAACUUCAUCUUAGCUAUUUCUUAUUUGUUUACGAAAUUAGUUCAGCCGUUUUGUACUGUUCUGUAUCCAAAAUCAGGAUGUGAACUAGAAUAUAAAGAAACAGAAAUAUUGAUUUUUCUUGCUGUUAUUGUUUUGCUGAAGACAAAGAAAAGAGGUGCAGUCCAGAUGGUUCCCUACUUAUCGUCCCUGUGCAUGUACUCCAAAUUGGCAAAUGUGGUGCUCUUCUUUUAUUCAGAUCCCAGAUUCGGAAUCGUGUAUGCUGUUCUUUGUUUGAUUCAUCUGUUGCUCCUGCCUGAACCCACCUAUGAGGGUCCAGAGAAUGUUGUCUACUUCACUGGUCAGAGCCUGGAGGAGGAGUUGAAGCGAGAUACUAGAGUCACAUGGCUCAUCACUUUCUACACUGUCUGGAAUUCAAACUGUGUCAAUUUCGCUCCCAUCUUCUCUGAGAUGUCUGUAAAGUAUGGUCUGGACAAUCUCAGGUUUGGAAAACUGGAUGCAACCAGGUUCCCUGAAAUUGCAGACAAGUUUCAUGUAAGUACACAGGCAUUCAGCAGGCAACUCCCAACAGUUAUCCUCUUCAAAAAUGGAAAAGAAGUCAACCGAAGACCCACUGUCGAUGCUGAGCACCGGCUCAUCAAGUUCUUCUUCUUUGAGGAAAAUGUAGUAACUGCUUUUGAUCUGAACAAUCUCUAUCAAGAGCUCAAGGCCAAUCCGAUCAAAAAGCAGAAGAAAGAGAAAAAAGAAGAAGAUUCGGAGAAAAAGGAAGAUGAUUCAAACGUGCACAUCAAAGCUGACUAAUAUUGCUUCAAUGAUGCAUUUCAAACUGUUUAGUGUGUAUGUGCGUGUACAUGAAAUGACAAAUAACUAUGCACAUAUUUUUAUCUUAGAUUCUAGUCAAAUUUAGAAACACAAACAGAAGGUUACGAUGACAACAUAUUAAUUCCAAUUUCUAUGCUGUGCGUUUGCUAGCGUAUAUGAAAGGAAAUGUUUCAUCGACUCUGCAGAUAUUGUUGCUUUAGAGAAAUUUUUUUUAAACAUAUAUUGCCAAUGCCAAUUUUUUUCAAUCAUACACAGUAAAACCUGUAAAGUUGACCACCCUUGUAAGUUGACCACCUGUCUAUGUUGACCGCUUUUGUGAGGAACCGAAUUAGUCCUAUCUCAUAUAAUGAAGGAAAACCUCUGUAACUUGACCACCUCUCUAUCUUAACCACCUGUCUUGUCUAUCUUGACCACUAAUGUACGCCAAAUUUGGUCUGGAGUAUUGUAAAAAACCCUUUGUAAGUUGACCACUUGAUUUAUUUUUUUUAACUUUCUUUAGCAUAUUAUUUUAUUAUUUAUAAUAAUAAUUUUUUUUUUCUUUUGAUAGCUUUCAAAAAAUGUUUUUAAUGCUUUGAUGACAUACUAGAAUUUUACUAACUAAACAGCAGCAUGAAGCUUAUGCUGCUCUUUAUUCUCCAAACUUGUUUUUCAUUUGUUGUUCUAUUUGAGAUAGCUUUUUGUACUCUGUUCAAUGAAAAUAGGUGUCAGUAGAAAGUUCUAAGACUUUUCUUUCAGUUGCAAUAUGUUGUGGCAACACAAAAAUUGUGCUAAAAAGAACAGGCCCAGAUCUAUACAUUUUGGGCCCCCUGCAACAAAAUAUGUAGGGCCUCUCCCAAGUGGCCAGCAGUGUCUAUUUGAAAAGCGAAUAAGCCUUAGUGCUAGGUUUUUUUUUUUUUCAUCAAUUUUUAGCGCCGUUAGCCCCUUUAAGGACGCUGGCCCCUCGCACUGCGGGUAAGCAGAUCUGGGCCUGCUAAUGAGUAAUGAGUAAAGUAACAUGUUUCUGGUGCAAGGAGUUAAGAGAUAGGACAUUUUAAUUUUGCCUUUAUGAACUGGGAGAGUUGAACUUGUUGCUCUUCGUGCUAUAAGUUUUACAUAAAAAAGCUUCAAAAAGAAAGUUAGUGGAACUUGAGAUUAAUAAAAAGUAUAAAACAUUAAAAUUGUAAAUGGAGAAAGCCAGGGAAAAUUAGCUGGCAUAUAUGGAAUUUUUAAAACUACAGUGUCUAAUAUAAUUAAAAACAAGGGGAAAAUAAAAGUAUUUUAAUAGUAUUUUAAAUUAUUGUUUCACUUUCAAUAAUGUUAAACAAUGAAAGUGGAGCUGAACAGAAAGAGUAAGGGUGUAUUCCUCAAAAAAUGAAUACAUGGUGCAAGAAAUGACAAAAAACAAAACAAAAAACGUUACUGCCUUGACCACCUGUCUAAGUUGACCGCCAAAGUACUGCACCGCGAGUGGUCAACUUACACAGGUUUCACUAAGUAGUUUUUAGAGCUCAUAUUGUUUGAUAAAUGAAUUUGUACCAUUUUCCAGAUGCUUUUUGAAUUGGAUGUACGCACAUGCUUUCUGUUUUUUAAAUAUUAAUAUUUGUACAUGAUACAAUGUGUGUUAAUUUAGAUUAGAAGGAAAUGUUCUGUUUUCCAAUGGCUGUUAUGCCUUUUUUAUUUGAGUAGUCAAAUGACUAGAAAAUUGUAAUGGUAAUAUUUUCAUAUAUGUGGCUGGGUGUAUACAUAAUUUUCAAGUUUUGUAAUACUUUAGGCAUUGUUUCUUAAAUUAAUUAUCAUCCCUCCUUGACCCUGUCACCAAAAAUCAUCAUAAUGGGAGAAAUUUCCUUCAUUUUGUUUUCUCCAAGAUUUUCUUUGAGCUAUUCUGCAUUGUGUUUUCUUGCAAAUAAAGUAGAUUUGCCAAAAUAACUUUUUAGGUCGUAUUCAUGACAAAACAUCCAUGUACAAUUUUCAUUUCAGAUUAAAAAAAACUUUUGUAAUUGUACAAAGAAAGAGAUAGAAAAAAACCGAAUUUUAAAACUUAAAUGAUAACUCUGUGUUCAAUUUUAAUGAGUAUGUAAAUCCCUAAAAUAUAUAUCUGGCCUUGUAUGUUAUCAGUAUAAAAAAGCAAAAAGAAAUCCUAGAGUUUUCUUUAUAUAUCAUUUUCAUCUUGAUCUCAAAUUUCACCAAUAUUUUGUCUUUUCCGGGUUUUAGAAUCAUUUGUUCAUUAUUUUUUUCCUUACAACUUAAUUGAGUUCAUUUCUUAAAGUCAAAGUAGAAAGGAAAGCUUAGCAGAAAAAGUAAACUGACCUUGUGUAUUCUACAUGUUGAGCAAAACCAGGAACAAAUAAAACAUUUUAUAAGGAAAAAAGACGGGGAGGAGGCAAGAGCAACCAUCAGCUUUAUGGUUAUGACUGUUCUGUGUGUAUUUUAAAUAUUUUUGCUAAUGUAUUGUGCAUUUCUAACUUGUGUUUAUUUCUGUGUAGAUUUCUAUGAAGUAAAACUUAGUUAUCAUUUUCAACAUUGAGCUAGUAAGAUA